Messenger RNA from Drosophila ficusphila, 612 nucleotides. Its product is annotated as keratin, type II cytoskeletal 68 kDa, component IB. The coding region runs from base 83 to 409 and encodes 108 amino acids. Lineage: Eukaryota; Metazoa; Arthropoda; Insecta; Diptera; Drosophilidae. The record is from RefSeq and is a predicted model, not a curated record. The transcript has a single exon.
CUCCGAGACGCACAGCUUCAAACCGGGAUUAACCAACAGUCAGGACUCCAAGCUAAACAGUCAGAGAAAUCAACAGCACAGGAUGAAGGUGUUCAUUGUACUUUGCGCAUUGGUGGCCUGCGUUUCCGCAGGAAUCGUGAGAUCUUCCGGCUGGGGAUCCAAUCCCUGGGGCGGCAGCAGCUCGGGAUGGAAUAGCGGUUGGAGUGUCCAGCGGCCGCAGGUCAUCAAGGUCAUCAGGGUCGGCGGCGGAGGUGGCGGCGGCUGGGGAGGCGGCCACUCCGGAUGGAGCAGCAACUCCGGAUGGGGUGGCAACUCUGGCUGGGUAGGCAACUCUGGAUGGAGCAGUGGCAACUCCGGAUGGGGUGGCAACUCCGGAUGGUCCAGUUCGGGAUCCAGUGGCUGGUGGUAAAGUUGAUGGUGAUGAGUGAUGAAUCCCCUUGGGAAUCCUUGGGACACCCAAAACCCGAAACCCGAAACCCCCAAUCCCAAAUCCCCUCUCUCUGCACCUGGUUCACACUACACUACACGAUUUUGUAACAUAGCCAUUAGGUUCCCCAUUUUUUUGUGUAACAAUUAAUUAAAUAAACAAUCAAAUCGAAUGCAUAAACUGAA